AUGAAGCGGCCUACACAAAUUGAUCAUGAGCCAAGAAAGCGCAAGAAGACGCACGAAGAAGCCCCCUGUGAGCCACCUCCUGCUCUCCUCGACCUUCUCGACUUCACGAGCGUUGAACUCGGCGAAAGCUCCGAGGUAGCGACGCGUUUUGAUCGGAUUGCGAAGGCCCUCCUACAAGAGUAUCAUAUAGAACUGACGAACGAGGAGGGAACCACGCACGAGUACAAUAUCCUGGAACUGGAAUUUUACUUGAAGGCGGAUGGACAUGGGGAUCCCUUUACGCACGGGAGCGAGGAACAGAAAAUUAGUGGGAAUUGGUAUUUUCAUCGCGCACCUAGGCGUUCCGCCAACCCUGACCACAGUGCGACGAGUUUGACUGGUUACAGAGGUGGCACGCGCAAGGGACUCGACCUUACCAUCGGAAAACCACCAGUUUCAGCGACCACGUCUCCGUAUUUCUCUUGCGCUGCGACCGCGGCCACUUCUAAUAACAUCGAUAUUCGGGGAGGUAUCCUCCUUCGUACCAUUCAACGACGCGAUAACUCGUCGCAGGUGAUCUCUGGGCCUUCCCUACUCGUGGAUGAAAUUCUUCGCGCGAGCUCUGUGCAAAAGAUUCCUGAGUUAGUCGACCAGAAAUGGGGUGGUGAUCGGUCCGCAUUCAGAUCUUCGACCAAGUCAAGUACAGUGUUGCGCCUGACAUGUUCGACAUCGAACCGCGAUCUCACAGUCUAUCGUUCUCCAAGGAUUGGCUUGGAUCUCUCACAUCCAGGUACCGCCGCCGCCCCUUCCGAUAAACGCGUAACGUACCUCUCUAGAGCCUACCGUUACUUCGUGCAGCCUGCUCUCUUGACGGCGAAUGGCCGCUGUCAGACACUAUUGGGCGUGUACGAACAAUCCGCUGAUGACGGCCUUUCUGAGGAGAAGAUGCACCGGAGAAUAUCAGAGCUAACUGGCAUCAAACUUCAGACCGUAGAAAAGUAUCUCCGAGACUAUCAAACCGGUAUUUCGGACGGUGAUCUCACGAUUUUCAUUGGGCCAUCUGGAAAGGGCGUUUGCUCGUCUCCGAGCAGGUACCUUCAGAUGAUGGGCGCUUUGCGAACGUUCCAGCAAUCUUGA
Molecule: messenger RNA, 1116 nt
Organism: Pleurotus ostreatus (oyster mushroom)
Lineage: Eukaryota; Fungi; Basidiomycota; Agaricomycetes; Agaricales; Pleurotaceae
Exons: 2
Coding region: 1-1116 (371 amino acids)
Source: RefSeq, a predicted model, not a curated record